GCUGUUUCUUUGCAGCAGAUCCCUCUCUGGAUUUCCAGUUUUCUUGUCAUGCCGCCUUUUCUCUUUUUCUCCAUGCGCUUCAGGGGGGUUCGCUUGCUAUUCUUGCUUUGACUCAGUCAGGAGUGAUAUCUGAACUUCAUUGCCUUUGACUGUUACUUUUUCACGCCUAGAAGUAUUCGUGGUUUGGGUGCGCUCAUUCGACUCUCCCGUGUCCCCGCUCACAACCUCAAGGCUCAGUUCUUCCGCACCGCUAGACCUCCAGGUGAGGGAAUUUAGCAUUCGACUGUUACCUAAACUCAGGCGAUAUCGGUCUCGCUUGGGGUUGUCUGUACAGCAGCUAUUGCUAGUGCGCUGACCACAAAUCAAAUCUUCCCUCUCACAACCAUAGGCACACCAAAUGGCCGGUCAAUCGAAACCCGCGCUCUCACCAUGGGGCAGUGCUGUUGCAGGUGCAACUGGUGCCGUGCUCGCAAACGCCCUGGUCUACCCACUCGAUCUGGUGAAAACUAAACUCCAAGUACAAGUGAAACAAGCGGAUGAGGCGAAGCAUGAAGGACCCAACGAGGCAGUACACUACAAUUCGACCCUCGAUGCCAUCAACAAGAUCAUGGAGAAAGAGGGCAUUGAAGGCUUAUACUCCGGAAUUGCGGGUGCUUUAAUCGGUGUCGCAUCCACCAACUUCGCUUAUUUUUACUGGUACACCAUUGUACGAUCGCUCUAUAUGGCAUCCAACAAAGUACCUAAGCCCCCUGGUACUGCUAUUGAGCUCUCUCUCGGUGCCGUUGCCGGCGCGGUUGCCCAAGUCUUCACCAUCCCUGUAUCGGUCAUCACUACGAGACAGCAAACGCAGGAUAAAAGUGAGCGUAAAGGUUUGGUUGAGACGGGCAGGGAGAUUGUCAACAGCGAGGAUGGCUGGUCUGGACUAUGGCGUGGACUCAAGGCCAGUCUGAUACUCGUCGUUAAUCCUGCGAUCACCUACGGAGCGUAUCAGCGCUUGAAGGAUGUACUUUUCCCGGGAAAAACCAACCUGAAGCCUUGGGAGGCGUUCCUUCUUGGUGCUCUUUCUAAGUCUUUGGCCACAAUUGCGACGCAGCCGUUGAUCGUGGCCAAGGUCGGCCUUCAGUCGCGCCCACCUCCCGGCCGGGAAGGCAAGCCUUUUAAGACCUUCAGUGAAGUCAUGCGCUACAUCAUCAAGAAUGAGGGAGCGCUGUCUCUCUUCAAGGGUAUUGGACCUCAGAUUACGAAGGGACUCCUCGUGCAAGGUCUGCUGAUGAUGACGAAAGAACGUGUCGAACUCGUAUUCGUUCUUCUCUUCGCCUAUUUGCGCAAACUCCGAGCGCAGAAGCUCAAAAAGGUGGUGGACUCCGCGGCAUCCACAGCUAAGACCAGUCUGCCGGUUACCCUGAAAUAGUGUCCUUUCCUCUUCUCGUCCUCUAUAUACACAUCUUUGCCCCUCAGUUUAUGUUCCUGCGGGUAGACAGUCCCUUGCGUCUGCCUUCUACUGAUUAUCGAGUCUACGACUGAGAACCUCUCUUCCCAGUGCUUUGUGAGAUUGAUAACGAGCACGCCGGCUAUGACUGCAGAUAAGAUCCCGGAUGGCAUUGCACAGCAUGAAUCAUGAUGCUUCUACUGGACCUUUAUAGAACCAGCACGAUAUACAACUAACCAAUUACUGUAUGCUAGCUAUCAGAGUCAACUAAAGCCAGAUUAGUCCUGU
This is a messenger RNA of Aspergillus saccharolyticus JOP 1030-1, 1717 nucleotides long. RefSeq names its product putative peroxisomal carrier protein. Gene Ontology annotation, biological process: transmembrane transport. Lineage: Eukaryota; Fungi; Ascomycota; Eurotiomycetes; Eurotiales; Aspergillaceae. The transcript has 4 exons. The record is from RefSeq and is a predicted model, not a curated record. The coding region runs from base 398 to 1411 and encodes 337 amino acids.